UUAUCUACCUCUUCCCCUAUCGCUCCCUUCUUCAAGCUCCUCGCUAAUGGCGAUGGCGAGCUCUUCCUCAGCGCUCAUUUUCCUAAAACCCGUACACACCUCUCCUCCUCCAACCCGUCCUCUUCUGCUCCCUCCUCCCGUCCCGACUCCCCCUCGCGCCGUCUUCGCCUCCUCCCUCCGCCACGCCGUCGACGGCCCUCGCUCCUUCAGCCGUCGCACAGCCUAUACGAUCCGCGCGACUGCUGUUGGUUCUGACUACUCGUCUAGGAGGGGAGGCGGUAGCAGCGACGAACCCAGGGAGACGAUCCUGCUUCCGGGUUGCGAUUAUAACCAUUGGCUCAUCGUGAUGGAGUUUCCUAAGGAUCCAGCGCCCACGCGGGAGCAGAUGAUCGACACCUAUCUAAACACCCUUGCUACUGUCCUUGGAAGCAUGGAAGAAGCUAAGCAAAACAUGUAUGCUUUUAGUACAACAACCUAUACUGGUUUCCAGUGUACCGUAUCUGAAGAAAUAUCAGAAAAGUUCAAGGGUAUCCUUAGUUCUGUGAGAAUUUACCUGUAUUUUGAAAGUUCAUCUAUAAUGCAUGUUCAAUGUUUUUGCUAUCUUGCAGGAUUACCGGGUGUUCUUUGGGUACUACCUGAUUCAUAUAUCGAUGUUAAGAACAAAGAUUAUGGAGGUGACAAAUAUAUAAACGGGGAGAUAAUCCCAUGCACUUAUCCUACUUAUCAACCAAAGCAACGCAGCUCAAAGAAUGAAAGCCGAAAAUAUGUGAGACGGAGGGAUGGCCCCCCGCCUGAGCGCAGAAGAGCAGGUGGAGAACCCUCUCAGGCUGGAUCCGCCUCUGCCUGAGUAAUGCAGUACACUGCUUGGGAAUUUAGUCUCAGUUGGUUAAUUUCGCUCUUUCGUAAGUUAUAGUUAUCAUGUUGAAGGUCUUGAAGUUGAGAUCCAUGAACAACUCAUUUUAUGUUACUUUUAUGUAAGCUGACUAAUGAAACUGAUUACUAUGUUAUUUCCGUGUCGAUGACGGUUUGGUCGAUAUAGUUUGAUUAUAUUUAUCCUAA
Messenger RNA from Zingiber officinale, 1059 nucleotides. RefSeq names its product multiple organellar RNA editing factor 9, chloroplastic-like. The record is from RefSeq and is a predicted model, not a curated record. NCBI's taxonomy places the organism in Eukaryota, Viridiplantae, Streptophyta, Magnoliopsida, Zingiberales, Zingiberaceae. The transcript has 3 exons. The coding region runs from base 47 to 847 and encodes 266 amino acids. Gene Ontology annotation, biological process: chloroplast RNA modification; cytidine to uridine editing. Gene Ontology annotation, cellular component: chloroplast.